Molecule: messenger RNA, 705 nt
Organism: Aspergillus mulundensis
Lineage: Eukaryota; Fungi; Ascomycota; Eurotiomycetes; Eurotiales; Aspergillaceae
Product: nicotinamidase
Exons: 2
Coding region: 1-705 (234 amino acids)
Source: RefSeq, a predicted model, not a curated record
AUGAAAGCCGCUCUAAUCGUAGUGGACAUGCAAGAGGACUUUUGUCCGCCGAACGGAGCUCUUGCUGUUCAAGGAGCUCGCGAUCUGGCUCCUACGAUAAACUCACUCCUAGCAAACCCCGGCUUUGCGGUUCGUGUUGCGUCUCAAGAUUAUCAUCCUCCGGACCACAUCUCUUUCGCGACGAACCAUCCGGCACCCAACAAUCGUCCCUUCGAGUGUAGCAUCACGAUGGCUAAUCCAGCUCCCGGGAGGGAGGCGGAGACCAAACAGCAGACACUCUGGCCUGCGCACUGUAUUCAACAAACUCCUGGGGCAGACAUCAUCCCUGAAAUCGACGUUGCCAAGAUUGAUUUGUUUGUGACCAAGGGUACGCACCCGCAUGUUGAGAUGUAUUCGGCGUUCGCGGAUGCUUUUGGGAAUCAGGACCCCGCGGUAGUAUCCGUUAAUGAGCAUCUACAAUCCUCCUUGACUGACAGGGGUGUCACGGAUGUUUUCGUUGUUGGAGUAGCGGGGGACUAUUGUGUCAAACACACGGCCCUUGACGCCGCGAAAGCAGGAUUUCGCAGUCAUGUUGUGCAAGAUGCGACCGAGUGCGUGGUGCCAGGGUCCGGAUGGGAGGAAACGAUACGCGAACUAGCUUCAGCUGGCGUACUGAUUGUUCGAUCUGACGGUCCUGAAAUUGCUAGCCUUUCUGGCCUUGCUUGA